AGAAUUAGACAAAGGCAAUUGGUUGCUUAACCCUCUACAGUGCUGGCUAUCUGGGUUUUGCGUGACUGCGCUUUUGCAGAGUUGUGUGCUCUGUUUAUGUGAUGGCGAUCGAUCUGGCGAUGUCCAGUAUACGCGCGUCUGUCGCAGAAAACGGCAGCAACAAAGCUGCAUAGACGCGCGCUUAUUACUGGAACCUUUACGAUGAAGCACAUUCAGAAGGAAGACAUUGUCACCAUCCCCGAGGGUGUUACCGUUGCCAUCAAGGCCCGUAACAUUACCGUUACCGGUCCCCGUGGUACCCUGACGCGCGAUAUGCGUCACAUCCAGAUGGACAUCCAGCGCCCCACCAAGAACACCAUCCGCAUUAUUGUCUGGCAGGGUGGCCGCAAGCACAUUGCCUGCAUCCGCACCGUGUGCUCGCACAUCAACAACCUGAUCAAGGGUGUCACCAAGGGUUACGAGUACAAGAUGCGUUUCGUGUACGCGCAUUUCCCCAUCAGUGUCAACAUCAACAAGGAGGAUAACUCGGUUGAGAUCCGUAACUUCCUGGGUGAGAAGUACGUCCGCAAGGUCUUCCUGCUCCCCGGUGUUGAUAUUGUUCAGACCAUCGGUACCAAGGACGAGCUGGUCCUGACCGGUAACGAUCUUGCCAACGUUUCGCAGUCCGCUGCCUCGAUCCAGCAGGCUACCCGUGUCCGCAACAAGGAUAUCCGUAAGUUCCUCGAUGGUAUCUACGUUUCGGAGAAGAGCACCAUCAUCAAGGACGUCAUCUAAAGAGAAUAGUAGCUUUAUGAGUUUUUGGGACGCUUCCAACGAUGCUUCAAAUUCCAAUAAAAGAUGUGUCUGUCUCU
Messenger RNA from Kickxella alabastrina, 851 nucleotides. Its product is annotated as ribosomal protein L6, alpha-beta domain-containing protein. The record is from RefSeq and is a predicted model, not a curated record. The transcript is spliced from 2 exons. Gene Ontology annotation, biological process: cytoplasmic translation. Gene Ontology annotation, molecular function: structural constituent of ribosome; rRNA binding. Lineage: Eukaryota; Fungi; Kickxellomycota; Kickxellomycetes; Kickxellales; Kickxellaceae. Gene Ontology annotation, cellular component: ribosome; cytosolic large ribosomal subunit. The coding region runs from base 202 to 774 and encodes 190 amino acids.